Messenger RNA from Closterium sp. Naga37s-1, 1422 nucleotides. Lineage: Eukaryota; Viridiplantae; Streptophyta; Zygnematophyceae; Desmidiales; Closteriaceae. The record is from the annotation of a GenBank genome assembly.
AUGGUAGAAUCUCAUAGAGAAUCGUCGUUAAAUUCUCAAGCUUUCACGUAUUUCUGGCUUCUAUUCCUCCUUAUCUCGGCCUCCACGUGUCACGCGGUGAUCCACUCUGGAGCGCUAAACGAGGACCGUCCGCCUGUCGCUGGUGGAGCAGUAACGGCCGCCACGGGGCUUGCGGACGCAGCCGGUCUACCUGUCGUGGGCUCGAGUAGGAGAUUUCUUUGCGAUAACAACUCCACAGACAGUAACAAGCGUGACAGUACGAAGAAUACCCCCGUCACUAACGCGUCCCAGUCCGAUGGCGGCUCGAAUCGAACAUCAGCGUUCACCGGCAGCAGUGCGGUUCGGAACAGCAAAGACGAGGGGGGAAAUCAGGUAGCGGCAAGGGAGGAGAAAGGCUCGAGCGCACGAGCUGACGGCGAGAGCAAGGGGGAGAACGUGGGGAACGGUACUGAUGCUGGGAAGAGUACCAAGGGCGAGCGUCAUGACAGCAGUCAGAGCGACGGGCGCGAGGAGCGGAAGGAGGAGGAAAGGGAAGAGAAUAACGAGAAGAACGAUGGCGAAGAGAGCGAAAAGAAGGAAACGAGAGGAAAGAGCGACAACGGGAACACACAUGGGAGUAGCCGUGAACGCAAGGAGGACGGCAAAAUCGGAGACGCAACAAAGGGAGGAGAGAAUCGGGAGGAGAGUAAAUCCAGAGAGAGUUUUGGUGGUAAAGAUUCGUCAAAGGAGGGAGAGGAUCACACGAAGUGUAACGACUCAGGUGGUAACUCUUCCGAGGAGUCGUCGACUAGCGGCGGCAGCGGAAGCGGGACAGAUGUUUCGCUGGAGGGUCGGCUAGGCGGCUGGAGUGGCGGGGCGGGCGGCAAUGAGAAACUGUCGUCGUCGCUCGUUGCGCUACUAGCCGACGCGCUUAUUAGACUGACCGCGAGUGCUCGAAUCCGAAUCGACGGCCAAGGACUGGUUGAAGCAGUCGAUCAAGAAGAGAUUCUUCACGCUGCAAGUGGCGCCGCACAGGGUGCUGCGACUGGUGGUGGUGACGUGAAGGAUGGUGCAGUCAUGAGGGAUGCUCAGCGUGGUGCAAUCGGCACAGCGCCUCUUGAUGCUGAACAGCAUCGUGUCGCAAGCAGCGCAGCACUGGGUGCUGCAAGUGAGCACAGAGAGCUUGCUCAGGACCACGAGCUCUUGGGCGACCCGCCUGAGGUCCACGCUGGCAGCAGCCCAGUCCACGUAAGCAGCAGCCCAGUCCACGUCAGCAUGGGCAAGCGGCGGAAGGUAGCGGUGGUGGCAGCGGUGGAUGAGGAGACGCGGAGGGGCAUGGAGGCGUGGAUGCAGGAUCAGGUGAAACGCGCUGUGAUUCGUGGAUUGAAGCAGCUCCGGCAGAAGCUUCUGGAAGAUGUGGACAAGCUAGGUCAUGAAGCCUGA